AUGAAUUAUCGACCACCCAAAGUGAAUCAGCUAUAAAGAGGAUAAUAAGUGCUACCAGAUUAGUAAUAACCUGAAGAAAAUUCAUUUUUUAAUGAUUUGGAUUAUUAAUAGGACUAGAGACUUUUUGGUAGUGGCUACCCUUCUAUGAUAACUGCACUUAAGUGUCCUCAGCUAUAAGAAAAUAAAGGACCAACAAAGUAUCAAUAACCUGAACCUGAAGAAAAUUCAUUUUUUAAUGAUUUGGAUUAUUACAGCUAAAGGGUUUUAGAGAGUGACGACACUCAUUUUGAUAUUAUGUAUACUUUAAGCAAUUGA
This is a messenger RNA of Paramecium tetraurelia, 315 nucleotides long. RefSeq lists its product as uncharacterized. The record is from RefSeq and is a predicted model, not a curated record. NCBI's taxonomy places the organism in Eukaryota, Ciliophora, Oligohymenophorea, Peniculida, Parameciidae. The transcript has a single exon.